AUGACGUCAGGGCCGGUACUGCCUGAGGGGUUGGAGCGUGUAGGAGAGGUGACGGAGGAACGUGGGACAUCAAGGGACGAGGCUGCCACGGCUGGGGGGGCAGGGGAAAGCGACGUAGUGGUGACUGAGCCGGCAGCUGCUGCGUUACCCCGGGUGGUGGCUGCUGCGGUGCCUGAGGCGGCUGCUGCUGCCGUGCCUGCAGCGGAGACGGUGGCGGGUCCGUCCGUGUCACCGGCACCGGUAACGUUGGCUGUGCUGGCGGCGGUGGUGUCUGCUGCGACAGGGGAGCAGGGCAGAGUCUCGGCGGCGGAAGGCGCGCCGAGUGCCGCUGCGUGCGCCGGAACGUCUGUUGCUGCAUCGGCCGCAAACAGGACGGAGCACAGCCAGGUGGAGGGUGAGAGUCUGGGACCCGCGAAUGGUGCUGCUUUCGGUGCUGUGCAGGCAAAGUCAAAGAAGAAGCUGCAUGCCCAGCCAGCGCCGAGACGGCCCGGAGCAGGGCUGGGGCCUGGCUUCUCGGGACCCCUCCUGGGCUGGGUUCUGCAAGGGCAACCGCCACCAGUGCUAGCGCAUCCCUCGUCAUCUGCGCAACCGCAUGCGGCGGGGGGGUGGGUGGGGGGUGGGGGGGCUUCGGAUUGA
This is a messenger RNA of Closterium sp. NIES-65, 636 nucleotides long. Lineage: Eukaryota; Viridiplantae; Streptophyta; Zygnematophyceae; Desmidiales; Closteriaceae. The record is from the annotation of a GenBank genome assembly.